GGAUUAUAACCAGAUCAGCUGUAUAGAGGACGGAGCGUUCAGAGCUCUACGUGACCUGGAAGUACUAACUCUGAACAACAACAAUAUAAGUCGUCUGUCGGUGGCUAGCUUCAACCACAUGCCCAAACUGAGGACCUUUCGUCUCCACUCUAACAACCUGGUGUGUGACUGUCAUGUGGCCUGGUUGUCAGAGUGGUUGAGACAGCGUCCUCGUCUGGGUCUUUACACACAGUGCAUGGCCCCCCCCACCAUGAGGGGACACAAUGUGGCUGAGGUCCAGAAGAAAGAGUUCGUAUGUGCAGGCCACCAGUCCUCUUCCUCCUGCAGUGUCCUCCAGUGUCCUGAGUCGUGUACCUGCAGUAACAACAUAGUGGACUGUAGAGGGAAGAGCCUUACUGAGAUACCUAGCAACCUACCAGAGACCAUCACAGAGAUUCGGUUGGAACAGAACUCCAUCAAGAGUAUUCCUGCUGGAGCCUUCUCACCCUAUAAGAAACUACGCAGAAUAGAUCUCAGUAAUAACCAGAUAUCAGACCUGGCGCCAGAUGCUUUCCAAGGCCUGAGAUCCCUCAACUCUCUGGUGCUCUAUGGGAAUAAGAUUACUGAGAUCUCCAAAGGAUUGUUGGAGGGACUGUUCGCUCUGCAGCUACUGCUGUUGAAUGCUAAUAAGAUAGCGUGUCUGCGUGUGGAUGCGUUCCAAGACCUCCACAACCUCAACUUGCUCUCUCUGUACGACAACAAACUACAGACCAUCGCUAAGGGAACCUUCGCUUCACUACGAGCCAUACAGACCCUCCACCUGGCCCAGAACCCGUUUAUCUGUGACUGCCACCUGAAGUGGCUGGCAGACUACCUCCAAGACAACCCGAUUGAGACCAGCGGAGCUCGCUGCACCUCCCCCCGCCGCCUCGCCAACAAACGCAUCGGACAGAUCAAGAGCAAGAAGUUCCGCUGCUCAGCUAGAGAACAGUAUAUCUUCCCAGGUACGGAGGACUACCGCAGUAAGCUGGGAGGAGACUGUUUUGCUGACCUUGCCUGUCCUGAGAAGUGUCGGUGUGAAGGGACCACGGUUGACUGUUCCAACCAGAAGCUGACCAAGAUACCUGACCACAUCCCUCAGUACACACAGGAACUUCGUCUGAACAACAAUGAGUUUACAGUGCUGGAGGCGACAGGGUUCUUUAAGAGGCUUCCUCAGCUUAAGAAGAUUAACCUUAGUAACAACCGUAUCAGUGACAUAGAGGAGGGGACGUUUGAGGGAGCGACGGGAGUCAACGAGUUGAUCCUGACUUCUAACAGACUGGAAAAUAUCCACUACCGCAUGCUACAGGGCCUCAACGGACUUCGCACACUUAUGUUGAGGAGUAACCGUAUUAGUUGUGUCAGUAACAGCAGCUUUGUGGGUCUGAGUUCUGUCAGACUGCUGUCACUCUACGACAACCUGAUAACCUCUAUGACCCCGGGAGCCUUCGACACGCUGCACGCCCUGUCCACACUGAACCUGCUGGCCAAUCCCUUCAACUGUAACUGCCACCUGGCAUGGCUCGGGGAUUGGCUGAGGAGGAAGCGUAUCGUCACGGGCAACCCCCGCUGUCAGAACCCCUACUUCCUGAAAGAGAUCCCUAUACAGGAUGUAGCCGGACAGGACUUCACCUGCGACGACGGUAAUGAUGAGAACAGUUGUAGUCCAGUGUUGAGGUGUCCUGCAGAGUGUAGCUGUCUGGAUACGGUGGUCCGCUGUAGUAACAAGGACCUCAGCACCCUGCCUAAAGGACUGCCCAAGGACAUCACAGAACUGUAUCUGGAUGGUAACCAGCUCACACAAGUUCCAGUGGAACUCUCCAAUUACAAGCACUUAACACUCAUUGAUUUGAGUAACAACCAGAUCAGCACACUGUCCAACUACAGCCUGAAUAACAUGACAGAACUACUGACACUAAUCCUGAGCUACAACCGUUUGAGGUGCAUACCAGUCAGGGCCUUCGAUGGACUCAAGUCUCUACGGUUACUGUCUCUCCAUGGAAAUGACAUAUCUGUGAUACCGGAGGGAGCUUUCAAAGACCUGGCCUCGCUCUCUCACCUGAUGCAGUGGCUGUCUGACUGGGUGAAGAGCGGGUAUAGGGAACCUGGUAUCGCCCGCUGUGCCGCCCCUGGAGACAUGACAGACAAACUACUGCUGACCACACCAUCCAAGAAGUUCAUCUGCACAGACGUCCCCGGGCCUUGUGGUCUUCUGGUGCCAGGUCCUCUGGAUGUGAGUAUCCAGGCGAAGUGUGACCCGUGUCUCUCCAACCCCUGUCUCAACGAUGGUACCUGCUCCAACCACCCUGUCACCUUCUACCGCUGUAGCUGCCCCUACGGAUUCAAGGGCCAGGACUGUGAGGAACCUAUCCAUGCCUGUAUCAGUAACCCCUGUCAGAACGCUGGCACCUGCCAUCUGAAGGAAGGACAGGACAGCAACUACUGGUGUGUGUGUACGGAGGGCUUCGAGGGGGAUGCGUGUGAGAUCAACGUUGAUGACUGUGAAGACAAUGACUGUGAGAACAACUCAACCUGCGUAGACGGAAUCAACAACUAUACCUGCAUGUGUGCCCUGGAGUACACAGCUGCUACCAAUGAGGUGGAGAGAGGUGAGCUGUGUGAGGAGAAAUUGGAUUUCUGUGCUCCAGAGUUGAACCCCUGCCAGCACGACUCCAAAUGCAUCCUGACCCCCCAGGGAUACAAGUGUGAGUGUACUCCAGGAUACGUGGGGGACCAGUGUGAGCUGGAUUAUGAUGACUGUGAGGAGAACAAGUGUCAGAACGGAGCUCAGUGUAUUGAUGCUAUCAACGGAUACACCUGUGUCUGUCCUCUGGGCUACAGCGGUCUGUUCUGUGAGUUCUCUCCUCCCAUGGUUCUGCCCCGCACCAGUCCUUGUGACGACCACGAGUGUUUGAACGGAGCGCAGUGCGUUGUCGUGGAGAUGGACCCCCGCUGCCAGUGUCUCCAUGGUUACGAGGGCGAGUGGUGCGAGACGCUAGCCAGUGUCAACUUCAUCAACCGACAGUCCUAUCUUCAGCUGCCCUCUAGCCUGAUCACACCUGAGACCAACAUCACACUACAGAUUGCUACAGAUGAGGACAGUGGUGUGUUGCUGUAUAAAGGGGACCAGGACCACAUUACCAUAGAGCUGUAUAGAGGACGUCUCCGUGCCAGCUACCACACUGGAACACACCCUCCCUCUGCUAUAUACAGUGUGGAGACAGUAAAUGAUGGUUUAUUCCAUGUGGUAGAGUUGGUGGCAUCAGAUCAGACUGUGUCUCUGUCUAUUGAUGGAGGACCAGUCAAGUCUAUCAGCUCUCUGAGUAAACAGUCAACACUCAGCAUCGACUCUCCUCUAUACCUCGGAGGUAUGCCAGAUCGUUGGUCAGUCUCUGGAGGCGUGUCUGGGAUGCAGGCUGUGUCCGGUGGGAGGAGCCUGGGGAUGUCAGCAUCGCUGCAGUCUGGAGCCGGGGGGCGAAACGGGAGCAGCUUCCACGGCUGUCUCAAGAACCUCUACAUCAACGGACAGCUGCAGGACCUGGGGGUCGGGCUGGAGCAGGGACAGACUGGUGUGCAGGCAGGCUGCCAGCCGUGCCAGGCAGGUGUGUGUGGCCAGGGUGAGUGCCACCCCACCGGGCAGAGCGGCUUCUCCUGUACCUGCCACCCUGGGUGGACCGGAGACCGUUGCCAGGAUCAGGUCAACAACCCCUGUGAUGGGAACAAGUGUAUCCAUGGCUCAUGUCUUCCAAUCAACUCCUACUCCUACUCCUGUCGCUGCCAGCCAGGGUUCCUGGGGGUUCUGUGUGACGAGGCAGACCAGGAGGUGCUGGACCCCUGUCAGCUGACCAGGUGUAAACAUGGGAAAUGUAGGCUGUCUGGCCUGGGCAAGGCCUACUGUCAAUGUAACCCAGGAUACACAGGGGACUCCUGCGACAGAGCCUCCUCUGAUCCUCCGCCCCCUGGCCGAGGGGUCACCCAGAGGUGGUCUGUCGAGGGGAACGGUUCCGAGAUGUCCACCAGCUCCAGAGUGGCUACUCGGCGUGCCAAACCCAGGAGAAGGUCUCCCGUCUAGAGUGCCGCGGCUCCUGUCCGGAGGGGGCCGAAGGGGGGGGCGGGAUAGGCUGCUGCACCCCUCUACGCUCCAAACGCAGGAAA
Messenger RNA from Coregonus clupeaformis (lake whitefish), 4176 nucleotides. RefSeq names its product slit homolog 2 (Drosophila) (gene slit2). The record is from RefSeq and is a predicted model, not a curated record. Gene Ontology annotation, molecular function: Roundabout binding; heparin binding; calcium ion binding. The coding region runs from base 119 to 4093 and encodes 1324 amino acids. The transcript is spliced from 36 exons. NCBI's taxonomy places the organism in Eukaryota, Metazoa, Chordata, Actinopteri, Salmoniformes, Salmonidae. Gene Ontology annotation, biological process: negative chemotaxis; retinal ganglion cell axon guidance; negative regulation of cell growth.